Symbiodinium pilosum is the source of this 1368-nucleotide messenger RNA. Lineage: Eukaryota; Dinophyceae; Suessiales; Symbiodiniaceae. The record is from the annotation of a GenBank genome assembly.
AUGGACCCACUUUUUCGGUCCGUGGCUCUGAAUUCCAGACGAUUAAGUUCUUUGACAGAGAUAGGAGGAGAAGCAGCUGCUGCUCUGAAGGCUGCGAAGCAGAAUGUGACGAUCUUCGAGAGCACGACAGCUGGUCUCAUCCAAGCUGCUCUUCAGUCCGUGCCAGGAGCAUCGUCCUACACCACUUGUGGCGCUGUAACCUAUGGCAAGGAUAAGGCACAAGCAGUUCUGGGAGGCAUGGAAAUGUCUUUCCCAAGGCCGAUUGACGGACCCUCAUACAAGGCUUCCAAGAGGCAGUGGACCCAGCAGUUGGCCAGAUACAAGCGUCAAGAAGUUGGGUCAACUUGGUGCAUCUGUGAGAGCGGAGCUUGUGGCCCAACUUUUACCUAUCCCGACGUGACCAAAGGCUUUACAGCCAUCUUCGUGUCAGGCCCUGUGGAGAAAGGCUUGUUUGUAGAGUCUGAGACGAACGAGCGGGAAGAGAACAUGUGGGGCUUCACAAAGCUUGCAUUGGAUCUGCUUGCAGAGUGCAUUCUGGAGAGCAAGGAUUCUGUGGCUGAGCCUCCAAAGCAAGUUUUAGUUGCAAAAGAAGACCGAUAUGGGGGCGUUGAAGCGGAGGUGUCGGGCUUCCAUAGUGGCUCUCCUCUUGGCCUUUUCACUUCUGAGCUGCGACAAAACCUGCAGAACUGGGUUGCAGCUGGCAAGAAGGGGAUUUGGUUAAAGGUGCCGCUUGCCGCAGCAGCUUGCAUAGGACCCGCUGUCGCGCAAGGCUUUGAGUUUCACCAUGCCAAGGCAGAGUAUGUGCUGUUGACACGCUGGCUGGGCGAGGAGCCGUGCACCUUGCCAAAGUAUGGCUUCACGCAGGUGGGCGUCGGGGGUGUCGUCCUCAACAGCAAAGGUGAGGUCCUAAUGGUGCAAGAAAGGAUCUCCCCGAUGCCGCAGUUUCAAGGAAGCUGGAAGCUUCCAGGUGGUCUGGCCGACCCAGGUGAGGAUUUUGCUGAGACGGUGGUGCGGGAAGUCCAGGAAGAGACAGGAGUAACAGGCUCCCUGCUUGGACUUGUAAGCCUGCGCCACAGCCAUGGAUAUCGCUUCGGGCAAGACGAUCUUUACGUGGUCGUUAAGUUGCAGGCUCUUCAGGAGACCAUCUCCAUAGACCCGCAUGAGCUGAGCGAUGCCCAGUGGAUGAGCCCAGAUAUCAUCAAAUCCUUGGUAGUGGAAGCUGGCCAAUCCUUGGAUGGAAAGGUGUCCGAGAACAACUGGAAGGUGAUUUCCAACGCUCUCUAUGGCGCUGUGAUCGAGGGCUCAACUCUGCCAAACUCCAGAGGUGGCAAGAUGUCAAUGCUCUACACAGCACCGCAACCCCAGUAG